AUGGCGAAUUAUUGUUCACGUUUCAUCCACAACUAUUCAACCAUAACUGAACCUCUACGCCAACUCACCAAAUCAAACGCCACCUGGCAAUGGACAUCAGCACACCAAACGGCUCUGGACACAUUAAAGAAACACCUUACCGAUGACAAAACCAUAUCAUAUUUUAACCCAAAGAGCGACUCCACCUUGAUUGUCGAUGCCAGCCCUGUAGGUCUUGGCGCAAUUUUCAUGCAAAAAAAAUCCAAAACGAAAGAAGAAAAAGUUAUCGCCUUUGCUACUCGUGCGUUAAACCCUGUUGAUCGCAGACCGAAAGGGAAGCUCUCGCUAUUCUCUGGACGUUUCCAUUUAUACGUCUACGGUUCUCAUUUUACAGCGAUUACGGAUCAUAAACCUCUUGAGCAGAUCCAUGCAAAUCCUCGAUCUCGAUGUUCAGCACGUCUUGAACGAUGGUCACUGAAACUUCAGCGAUAUGACUUCACUGUUAAAUAUCAGCCGGGGAAAUCAAACCCAGCUGUUUACAUGUCCCGCCACCCACAGCUAUCUUCACCAUCAAACCAGUACUCCAAGAUAGCAGACGAAUAUAUGCUUUGUUGCACAGCAUGCCACUCCCAAGGCAAUAUCCCUCGAUGAUGUCAAAACAGCGACAGUCAACGACCCAACAUUACAACACCUUACCAAAGCAAUCCCAACAGGCAACUGGACUGUUACUCCAAUCCAACGGAACAGUGGCGUCGACCCACAGGAAAUGAAUGCAUACUUCAAGCUUCGUAAUGAAAUAACAGUAUCCAAUGAAAAUGAUUUGCCCCUGAAGGGAACCUGAAUCAUUCUACCAGCACCACUUCGCUCACAUGCGUUAUCGCUUGCCCAUGAAGGACAUCAGGGUUUGGUAAAAACUAAACGUCGGCUAAGAGAGAAAGUUUGGUUCCCUGGAAUAGACGCUCAAGCAAAAUCAAUGAUAGAAAAGUGCAUACAAUGUCAAGCAGCGACACCCACCAAACAUUACGAACCUCUACAAAUGACGAAACUACCCCAUGGACCCUGGCAGAAACUUUCAGCAGAUUUUUGUGGACCCCAACCAACCGGUGACUAUCUACUCGUAGUUAUUGAUGAAUAUUCUCGGUAUCCGGAAGUAGAAAUUCUAAAAUCCACCUCAGCAAAGGCAACAAUACCAAAGUUUGACAACAUUCUUUCUACCCAUGGCAUUCCGAUAGAAAUAAAAACUGAUAACGGACCCCCUUUUAAUAGUCAAGAAUUUAAGGAAUUUUCAGAAGAUCUGGGGUUCAGCCACCGAAAGAUUACUCCACUGUGGCCCAAGGCAAAUGCCGAAGCAGAGAGAUUCAUGCGAACUUUAAACAAAGCAAUUAUCACGGCACACACUGAGCAGCUCAAUUGGAAACGUUUCCUGUAUCGUUUCCUGCGCGACUAUCGCGCAACUCCGCACGCAAGUACCGACAAAACACCCGCGGAACUAUUAUUUGGAAGAAAGAUGAGAUUAAAAUUGCCAGAAUUUUCCCCAACUGUUAUUGAUUGUGACCUCAGGUGUAAAGAUGCGACUGCUAAAAGAAAAAUGAAAGAAUAUGCAGAUGACAGAAACAAUGUGCUAGUACGACAGCGAAAGCGUAACAGAUUCUCGUCGUACAACAAUCCCAUACCAUACCACAAAGUUGCAAAAAAGGCAGCAUGA
Paramuricea clavata is the source of this 1684-nucleotide messenger RNA. The record is from the annotation of a GenBank genome assembly. Lineage: Eukaryota; Metazoa; Cnidaria; Anthozoa; Malacalcyonacea; Plexauridae.